AGGCGCGGGCCCGCCCCGGCCCGGCAGCGGGAGGUUGAAGCGCUGAGGAGAGCCGGGGACGGAAUGGCGGUUCCGGCAGGUUCUUUCCUCUUUCGCCCUGGUCCUGCGGUGUUUGUGCUCGCCUAGGGGUUUCUAUUCGCUCCUCAGCCCUGCAGCUGGAGAGGAAUGUUGACUUCUAAGAUAAAUGAGGACCUCCAUCUUUUGGUAUCGAGCCAGGAAGACCAGGGUUGCUGGGCUAUUAAGGCUUUGGCAUAGAGAAGCUUUGGCAGUUUUCAUAUGUGAAGAGGCAGCCCCUUGUGCCAGCCCUCUGUUGCCUAGUUUUGGUUUCCAGGAUUUUAUUCUUGAGAGGCUUCUGUUUCAAAACUCGUAAUUGCAAUUUGCAGAGGCAGCUAUUCAUCUCGACAUGGAAGAGUCAGUGCUGGAUAAAUUGCCAACCUUGUGCAGUACUCCAAUGGAUUCUGGGGCACCACCUCCACAGGGGACUAGUUCAGGGAAACAGCAAAUGAGUGCAGCUCUGAGGGAGCGAUUAAGGAAAACAAGACGUUCAUUUAAUGCCAGUUUUACAGUAGCAAAGCGGCUCAAAACAGACACUGAAGAAAAAGACACUGCUGAUGCUGCCACGGGGUGCUUGCCAGAGACAAGCACAGACUGUUCCAGAUUACAAGAUGGUUCUGAAAACCUGGAAGGAAAUGGCACUGGACACACAUGUUUCAAAAGUCCCUCACAGGAGAGUGAUCCCUGUGGAUCAGCAGAGAAUUCAGAUGUGCUACAGGUUGAUCUUGGUCAGCCACAGUCCCUUGAAGAAAAAGUGAAGCUGGAGAAACAAGUGCAAGAGAAGGAAGAGCUACUGCGUAGGCUCAAACUGGUGAAGAUGUAUCGAUCCAAGAACAACCUGUCUGAGCUGCAGGCUUUGAUAGUGAAGUGGAGAAGUAGCACUCAGCUGAUGCUGUAUGAGCUGCAGUCGGCCUUUUCUGCAGAUGGCAAGAAAGUGAGUCUCACUCAGCUCAUCGACACUUUUGGGUUAGAAGAUCAGUUACUGCACUACAGCAGAACAGAAGAAGAUUUUGUAGAUGCAUAAUCUACAGCUGCAGAGCUUUCUUUACACAGACACAAAAGCAGAAAAGAUUGAAUAAAUUCUGAUUGUGUCAGAAGUGUUGGUCAGACAAAGGACUUUAUGCUUUGGGGUUAGGAGGUUUCCUCCAGAGAUAGUUGUAAAGCUGUGUGCAUACAUACAGUAGAUUUUUUUUACAGUAUAUUUUUUCUUAAUAGAAAAAAUAGACUGGUGAUAUUUUGGAGAAUCUGGCUUAAUGACUUGGUCAGUGAAUUUUUAUUUAAUAAAAAUAAAAUUAAGUCAUAGUUUAACGGGUAGAAAGCAGUCAAUUUUUUUAUUAGCUUCUGCAUGGUUACUUGUUAUGAAAUAACUCAAAUUGUCAAUUCUGUUCAUGUUCAGAUGGGGACAAGUUCAGUUUGUUUAUAGAUGCACCCAUUUUACAUGUCUUCCUGGUGCCAGUCAGCCAAUGAAGGCUAAUGACAGCAUUUUGUGAGUUAAGUGAAGAUUAACUGAUUUUCAUGAUGGUAAUAUUCCAGAGCUGAGAUAAGAUGUUUUCACUAGCUUUAACUCCUUCUGAGAGAAAUGUGUCAUAAUGCAGUUGCUUUCAGGUUCUGGUCCAGACAGUCUCUUCAGAGCUGCUGUCUCAUAAGCAUUCUGCCACAGCCUGAGGUAACAGAAGGGAAGGCAAGAAAAUUGAAACCAACUUUCUAUUCUACUACAUCUGAGAGCCAAAGUGUUUUCUUUCUUCAAAUAAAUAAGAAAAACAAGGCCUUGUUUAAUGGGAUUGCUUCAAAUACAGCAUCAUAAAGCUGAAUAAAUCUUUACAAUUCCA
Messenger RNA from Serinus canaria (Common canary), 1883 nucleotides. RefSeq names its product SWI5 dependent homologous recombination repair protein 1 (gene SFR1). The record is from RefSeq and is a predicted model, not a curated record. The transcript is spliced from 5 exons. Gene Ontology annotation, cellular component: Swi5-Sfr1 complex. Bases 404 to 1078 code for a protein of 224 amino acids. Lineage: Eukaryota; Metazoa; Chordata; Aves; Passeriformes; Fringillidae. Gene Ontology annotation, biological process: double-strand break repair via homologous recombination; positive regulation of DNA-templated transcription.